Messenger RNA from Protopterus annectens (West African lungfish), 5209 nucleotides. It is a transcript of the gene CPT1A, whose product is annotated as carnitine palmitoyltransferase 1A. Gene Ontology annotation, biological process: carnitine metabolic process; fatty acid metabolic process. The record is from RefSeq and is a predicted model, not a curated record. Gene Ontology annotation, molecular function: carnitine O-palmitoyltransferase activity. The transcript is spliced from 19 exons. Gene Ontology annotation, cellular component: mitochondrion. Bases 157 to 2478 code for a protein of 773 amino acids. NCBI's taxonomy places the organism in Eukaryota, Metazoa, Chordata, Ceratodontiformes, Protopteridae.
ACGUCAUAGCCUGGCUGCUGCAGACCGGUGCACGGCACUUCAGUCACACUCUUUCACUUUCUUCCCUCGCUCAUCAUUGGCGAGGAGGUAUUAUUGCUUUAUAUAUUAAAUUAAAAACACCGCACUUGACGAGUAACAAAAGAACCAAAGUAGAAAAUGGCGGAAGCUCACCAAGCAGUGGCCUUCCAGUUUACAGUAACUCCAGAUGGUAUUGACCUGAGGCUUAGUCAUGAAGCUUUGCGGCAAAUUUAUCUCUCCGGUAUUCAUUCUUGGAAAAGAAGGUUCAUUCGAUUUAAGAAUGGGAUUAUUACGGGAGUUUAUCCAGCAAGUCCAUCCAGCUGGCUGUUUGUAGUUGUUGGUGUCAUUUCAACAAUGAAUACGCGAAUGGAUCCUUCCUUAGGACUUAUAGCUAGAAUCACCCAACGCAUUCCAACAUGGGGUUAUUUGACCAAUCAGUCACAAAAGAUGAUCCUCAGUGGAGUAUUGUUUGGAACAGGAUUAUGGGUCACCGUUCUUCUAACAAUGCGUUACACACUAAAGAAGCUUCUGUCAUAUCACGGUUGGAUGUUUGAACAGCAUGGUAAAAUCUCAACAACUUCCAAGAUCUGGAUGGGACUGGUUAAAAUCUUCUCAGGCCCUAAACCUAUGCUCUACAGUUUCCAAACUUCUCUGCCUCAUUUGCCUGUUCCACCAGUAAAAAAGACAGUGAAAAGGUACCUAGAAUCAGUGAGGCCACUCAUGGAUGAUCAGGAAUUUAAAAGAAUGGAAGGUCUUGCAAAAGACUUUGAGAAGAAUCUGGGACCCAAAUUACAGUGGUAUUUAAAACUAAAGUCAUGGUGGGCCACAAACUAUGUAAGUGAUUGGUGGGAAGAAUAUGUUUAUCUCAGAGGUCGUGGUCCUAUUAUGGUGAACAGUAAUUAUUAUGGAAUGGACUUCCUAUAUAUUAUCCCAACUCACAUACAAGCAGCUCGUGCAGGCAAUGCAGUCCAUGCGGUUCUGCUAUACAGAGCAGAGUUGGAUCGCCAGGAUAUCAAACCACUUAUGGUUCAGAAUACUGUUCCCAUGUGUUCUGCCCAGCAUGAGCGUACGUUUAACACUUGCCGCAUCCCUGGUAUUGAAACAGAUACCAUCCAGCAUGUGAAGGACAGCAAACAUAUUGUGGUGUACCAUAUGGGGCGUUACUUCAAAGUGUGGGUGUACCAUGAUGGCAGACUAUUGAAGCCCAGAGAAAUUGAACAACAGAUGCAGAGAAUUCUUGAGGAUAAAUAUGAACCACAGCCUGGAGAGGAAAAACUUGCAGCUCUUACUGCUGGGGACAGAAUACCAUGGGCAAAUGCUCGGAAGUUGUUCUUCAGUAAUGGGAAGAAUAAAUUGGCACUAGAUACGGUUGAGAAGGCUGCAUUCUUCCUCACUUUGGAUGACACUGAACAGUACUCUAAGAAGGACGGUUCUUUGAUAUCUGUAGACAGUUACGCUAAAUCUUUGUUGCAUGGAAAAUGUUAUGACAGGUGGUUUGACAAAUCUUUGACCUUCGUUGUUUUCAAGAACGGCAAAAUGGGCUUAAAUGCAGAGCAUUCUUGGGCAGAUGCCCCAGUCGUUGCACAUUUGUGGGAGUAUGUGAUGGCCACCGAUUACCAUCAGCUUGGAUAUGUUGAAGAUGGACACUGCAAAGGAGAAAUCAAUCCCAACCUCCCUGCUCCACAAAGACUGUCAUGGGACAUCUCAGAAGAGUGUCAAGAAACAAUUGAACGUUCUUUAUCUGUUGCUAAAGCUUUAGCAGAUGAUGUUGAUUUUCAUUCCUUUUUGUUCGACACGUUCGGCAAAGGCAUUAUAAAGAAAUGUAAAACAAGUCCAGAUGCAUUUGUACAGCUUGCUUUGCAACUUGCUCAUUAUCGGGAUAAAGGUAAAUUUUGUUUGACAUAUGAAGCCUCAAUGACACGUCUCUUCAGAGAAGGAAGAACUGAGACAGUACGAUCUUGUACCAUGGAAUCAUGCAAUUUUGUGUUGGCUAUGAUGAACCCAGACAAGACGCAUGAUGAGAAGCUGAAACUGUUUAGAUUGGCAUCUGAAAAGCAUCAAAACAUGUAUCGACAUGCCAUGGUUGGAGAAGGAAUUGACAGGCACCUGUUUUGUCUUUAUGUUGUUUCCAAGUACCUUGGAGUAGAUUCUCCAUUUCUGAAAGAAGUUCUCUCGGAGCCCUGGAGACUGUCGACUAGUCAGACUGCUCAGCAACAGCCUGAGCUCUUUGACCUUGUCAAUCGCCCUGAUACAAUUUCAAGUGGUGGUGGCUUCGGACCAGUUGCAGAUGAUGGCUAUGGAGUGUCAUAUAUUAUUGUGGGGGAAAAUGUUAUCCACUUCCAUGUGUCUAGUAAACUGUCUUGUCCUGAAACAGAUUCUCAUGCAUUUGGAAAACACAUCAGAGAAGCAAUGGUUGAUAUCCUUGCUUUGUUCAACAUCCAUGUAAAUUCUUCAAAAUGAUUCUGAAAACAGAAAAAAAAAGAAGACAGAUAUAUAGGGUCUUAUGUAGACUGAGGCAGCUCUAUUUACUUUGCGUAAUAUUUCAUUUGCUUGAAGAGAUUUAACUUUAAUUUAAUCUGAAUAUGUAGAAUAUGGUAAUGUACAUUUAUACUGAAUGUUCAUUGCAUUUGUAUGACUUGUCAGAUUGACAAUGAACCAUCUGCAACUCUAGGAUAUAUUUAAAGUACAAAACAAAGCUUUUGUCAGCCACUUAGAAAUUUUAUAUUAACUUUAUUUGAGACACUUAGCAUUAUGUUGAAUAUUUUAAUGUGUAUAUAGUUUCACCACUCAGGUUUUACUUGUUCAGAUAUUACCAGACAUAGGGCAACUGUCAAUACAGUUUAAAGAAUCAGGUAAUAGUGGACUGAACAUAAUUGGUUCUGAUCCUAAUUCACAUUUUAUUAACAUAUAUUAGGGGCUUAGUCUUUUGGUACAGUUUAUAAUUUUUUGUGGGACCAGUUUUUCAUGGAGUUCACGUUUAGUUCUGUUGAUUAUAUUUUUACCAAGUAGGGUAUACUGAUGUACAGUUAGUAGGAAAUCACCAAUUCACAUGGUGAAUGCAGCUGUUUUAUAGGGACAGAACAAAAAAGACAAAAUCAUUUAAUGCAGAUAAAUAACACAGCACUAGGUUGUAAUGCCUGCAUUUUCUGCUUUAAAUGAAGUACUUGAGGAGCAGUUAGAUUUACGUGGGAGAGACAUGUCAGCUUAAUGUGUAUGUUACUGAAAGCAGAUUGCACUGUUUCUGAAUGAUGGCUGUCAUGCGAUUGUUAGAAAUAUUAAGAUGUGCAUUGCACGUGAAACAAUGCAGUUGUACAUUUGUGUAUGUAUGUAUGUUAGUAAUAUUUGUUGUCUUCAAGAAAUAAUAGCAAUUAAAAAAACUGGAAACUCAUUGUACAUAAAACUGAUUGCAAAAAAACACUUAAUACACAUUGAAGCAUUUAAUACAGUUCCAAGAAUCUCAAACCAUUGAAACAAACUAAUAAAAAGAGUACAGAACGUGGUGCUUGUCACUUGUACCGCUGUUUACUUAAUAAAAGAUGAGCACUUUUGUCUUACACAAUAAAAUACUUCAUCAGAUAAAAAGCCAUACAGACUACUGCUGUUAUAAAGGAUCCCAAGCAAGUUACAUGACUACCAAGCCUCCAUUCAACCAUUAAAGAUUUAAAGGUCCAUGCCAGCAUAUAUCCUGUAAUAAAAACUACAUUAAUAACACUAAUCAGUCAAAUCCAACUGUGAACAAUAAACAGAUGCUUUUUUCACAAAAAGUAAAAGUAAGUCCAUUUAAGAUACAUAACAAACAUUUCCAAUAGGAACUAAUCUACCCUAUGUAAGAUUUUAAUUUUAAAAGGCAAGUGAUGGAAUAAACCUUAUUCAACCCAGACAGGCUUUCUGAACUUAAGUGAAACUGCCAUAAUAACUUUUUUUCUCCAAGUUUAAGGCCCAAGUACUCCUCUUGGGUUCAGUAUAACCUUAAUAAGGAUUGUAAACUUGAACACAUGCCCUGGACUUUCCCUUAUAUACUUGAAUAAUGCAUUAGUUAACUUGUUCUUCUUAAUCUCAUAAAUAUGUUCUUAUAUUCUUUCUUUUAAUUUUCACUCUGUUUUUCCAAUACAGGACAUGUUUGGCAUAAAGCCACAUAAACUAUACCCAUGGUGUUGCAAUUGUAUCCUCCUUUUACCUUAAAUUUCUGAUUCUUACUCCAAAACGUCUCCCCCUGUUUUUAUGUACUUAUAAUAAUUGCAGUGACCACACUUAUUCAUUGUAGGGUGUCUAACCUCACUAUCAUUUCUCAUAGGUUCAAGAAAUAUUUUUAAAGUUUGUCCUUUUCUUGUAAACUGUUAAUGGUUCAUCUCCGACCCUUUCCUUAACUAGACUUUGUCCACUAAAAUCCAGUUCUUACGUAAUACCCAGUUAAUUAGUUCACUCUCCAUCAAAAAGGCAGUAAUAAAUGAACACUUAUAGUCUUCCUUUUUACCAUCCUUCUUGCACUUAUUUAGUAGGGUGUCUCUCUCAUUAGUUUCUGAACAAUUAAACAGAAUAGGGGCAAAAUAAUAUUUAUUCCUUUUAUUUAUAAUCUCAUACAUCAAGUUAUCAGUAAAAAUAUCAGGAUAACCUCUGUUGCUGAACACAACAGCUUACAAAUCCAUGUUGCAAAUCUUCUGGCUAUAUUUGCUUCUGAUAGUGCUUCCAUAUAUUUUUACAACUUUCUUGUUGGAUUACCAUGUGUUAAAUUUUUCUGUUUUUGGACAGGUACCCAGAUUUCACCCAGCAGUGGCUGAAAGAAACAGAGAGAGCAUGUUUUGUCUGUCAAUUGCCAAUUUAACAUGAUAUUCCAAAAUCAGAGGUUCAAAAUCACUUUGCUAUAAGAACCGAAUAAGCUAGAGUACAUCAAUAUAAACAAAUUAUAAGUGCCCUGUGUCUUAGUGUAAAAGCUUGUCCCAGUUAGACUGCUGCUUAUAACAUACAAGAACAGUUAGCAGGAGUUUUUGGGAAAAAAAAUUCUAGCAUUAUUAAUGAAUAAUGCAAGUCUGUCAGAGACCAAUGUAAUUAGUAACGAAUUAAAAAAUGAGGAUAUGUAUCAUGAAUAUGUUUCAAUUCCUGAAUUAGUUAAUAGUUUGCCAUGCCAUGUGUUAUGCUCCAGCUGCAUAAAAACAUUUGAUCUGAUGUUGUUAAUCUUCGUUCAUUCCUUACU